Aureobasidium pullulans EXF-150 is the source of this 2313-nucleotide messenger RNA. RefSeq lists its product as uncharacterized. The coding region runs from base 177 to 2192 and encodes 671 amino acids. NCBI's taxonomy places the organism in Eukaryota, Fungi, Ascomycota, Dothideomycetes, Dothideales, Saccotheciaceae. The transcript is spliced from 5 exons. The record is from RefSeq and is a predicted model, not a curated record.
CAACAGCUUAGCUGUCACCUCGCUGUGCAGCAAUUGUGAAGUCUUUUUCACAGAUACAGCAGUUGCGCAUUUGUUUGGUCCUGCUGUCCUACAGGCAGAUUUCGCCUCUCUUAUACACUGAUUUCAGUAUUCUUUGUCAACCCGUGUACCGUUGACCUCUCAGAGAAUCGCAUACAAUGGUGCGCACAACUUCACGAGCUCCCUCUGUGGGUCAGAGUUCUGUGUCCAAGAUUCGCGACCGACGCAGCAAGAAGGCCUACAAGGUCCAACUCGAAUCUGUCGUGACCAAGAAGAAGAAGCUCAAAUUGAAAGAUAUCCAAGGUUCCGCAAAACCCGAAGCAGGCUACACCUUUCUCCCCGUCGGUUAUGCCGACCUGGCCGAGCGUUGUAAAGAGAAAUCCAGACAACUAGGCGUCGACGUAUCCGUUGUCUCCGCUGGCACAAGACGUCCUGGAGCACCCGACCCACAAAAGCUGACACAUCACGUACAUCGCGUGGGCUAUCACUUCCGUUCCGACAUCUUUGACCAGGCCUGCAACUUUCUAGGUUACCGUGAGGUGAAUGGCAAGCUGGUGCGCGACACCGGUUUUGACACGAAUUCACGUUUCGAACGCACAAUCGCCCGUUUUGCUCCUCGUUUCGAUCUCAACGUCAACAACCGAUCAGUCGAGCAGAGCACAAGAGUCAAAGAAUACAUCCGCGAGCUCUUCCCAAAGAUUCCCGAAGCAGAUCUUGAGGAAAUUUACAAGCGCGCAUGGGAACAGGGUACCACGACUGUAGGUAACGCAUCUGACUUGUCACUUUCAAGGCAGGUACAACUGGCUACGAUUGCCCGCAUCAGACACACCUACACCGAUUACGACAAGCUGCUCAAGAUAGUCAGCUGGAAAGAAGCCAGACAGAUUGUUGAGCCCAUAUCACUCACAAAGCUGAUCGAAUGGCGUGGAGAGAAUGACAACGAUACGGAAGACUUUGAGGAAAUCCUUCGAGAGACCAUUGUUAUUGACGAUGAUGAGGAGCUCGAGGAUGCUAACAGCGAUACUGAUAGCAACACUGCUGCUUCUGGGGACGACGGUAGUGACACCAGCUUGGAAAUCUUGCAGCAGACCUUGGCUCCCAAGGACCUCAACGUCGCUGUUGGCGAGAGGAUUCGUAAUGCUGUUGCCUCCGUCGGCCGUGCAGCUGGCAGAGCUUUGCCUGCUGCAAUCCAGAAUCGCUGGCAUGACGCCCGUGUGCGACACGGUGCUAUUGACCAAGCUGUCAAUCCUCACGGCCAUGGCGGCCAAAUUUCUGUCCCUCUUGAUCAACGAGGUAAUGUUCCGCGCAAGGUUGUCUCCAACGGAGUGGAGUAUGUAAGGGUUUCAUCGAGUCCAGAGCCAGAAAAGGAGCAGCGUUCUCAAUCCAACAUGCCUGGUGCCUGGCCAGUGGGCGGUGCUGGACUUGCUUCCGAACACCGCCACGUUCCGAGUCGUGGCCACCGCGCGGCAGCAGGCGUGCCCAUAUGGGAUCGACUUGAAAGACGGCCCGUGUAUCCGGCAUCCACAGCACCAGUUGUUGACUUGACUUCCUCCCCAGUAACGCUGCGAGGAGGGUAUGGGGAUAGAAUCUCCUACACAGGCCCACCCAGGUUCGGCUACCAAACAGGUGAGCCGUCGGCACAUGUCGGUGCUUCUAGAGGAAUCCCGGAUCGCAAUGUGUACCGGCCGGGGAUUGCGGAUGAUGAUGUGACCAUUACUGGAGUUCAGGCCAGGCCACAGGCUCGCCGCUAUCAGUCAUACAACUAUGGCGGCGCUCAGGAUCGAGUGGAGGUUAUCAAGCCGGAGGAUUGCCCCAUUCCUUCUCGCGAGGAGCCUUACCCCGGCUAUCCGUCGCUGCCAACAUUUUCGCAUCACGGUGAAACUGAGAGAAAGGACGUGAACGUGAGAGCCCCUCCUGGAUUCACUUUGCAGACCAGAGCUACGCAGCGUCAGCCUGUGUAUGGUCAGCCUGCGUACCCUCAAAUGAGGUCUCAGACUGUGGCAAUGCAGGUGGUACCUCGCCCUGUACAUGGCGCCCCAGCAGCAGUCCAGCCAAUGCCGCCUCAGGACAGAGCACCAUCGGUGGGUCAAGCAGCACCAAGUUUUGGCGCGCCUUCUCCACCAAGGUACUUUAUGGGUAGUAGUCAUCAGCCGUACUACGUGCCCGACAGAUGAGGUUCUUGUUAAAACAACAUGUCAGAUCAACAACCAGGAGGAACGCCGGGAUUCCUCAAAAAGAGAGUCGAACAGAACAGGUCCGCGUAGGUUCUGUUGCAAUAUCACGCAUGCAAAGAGU